Zasmidium cellare ATCC 36951 is the source of this 1941-nucleotide messenger RNA. RefSeq lists its product as uncharacterized. NCBI's taxonomy places the organism in Eukaryota, Fungi, Ascomycota, Dothideomycetes, Mycosphaerellales, Mycosphaerellaceae. The transcript has 2 exons. The coding region runs from base 1 to 1941 and encodes 646 amino acids. The record is from RefSeq and is a predicted model, not a curated record.
AUGAGCGCCGCGCAUCACGCAGCAAACACACCUGGAAAGUCGUCGUCCGACUCCGGACCGCACGUAACCCUGGAUCGCUGGUCGCAGCGAAGGCUGCAGCGGUUGAAUACCGAGCAGGGCUUCCGCGAGCAACGUCAAGGCGUGCAGGGCGUCUUGAGCCCGCCCAGCAAUGCAGCUGCGUCUAUAAGUAGCGGCAGCAGCGACCAGACCAUCUACAAUGCUCCUCCUGCUGCGCAAUAUCAUCAAUCAGGCGCGGAUGCACAGCCACAACAGCCCCUGCACCACCCGUCUCAGCCGCAUCCUGCACAACAGCAGAGCGGCGGCUAUCAGGCCCCCCGAGUGACGCCGGGGAAUACGGCGAAUGUGGGCCUCGCUAUCCAGACGCCGUCUGCCACCAACCCCUCAAGAACUCAGCAAUAUCCCCCCACGGACUCACAAUCACAUGCGUCUCAAUACUCGCCGCCCGACCCUCACUCGCACUUUGCCCACGACCCAGCUGCCCGCCCGCCGCUGGCCUCAUCGCGCAGCUUCUCGCAGCAGCAAGCCGACGACACAUCCAUGUCGAACAAUGGCUCUCAGCAGCUUCCCAAGGCGACACGGUCUGCCAAUGGCAACAACCGACAGAGCGUACACAACGGCAUAAGUUCACGCGAGGGCUCACACUCGACGCAAGGCGGCCAGGCUCCUGCCUUCAACGCCUCGGUCGUACCGCAAGGUCAAGCCUUCAAGAGCAACGCUGGACAGCCAACGCAGCAACCACCACAAUCACAGCCGCCGCAAGAUGUGGGUCGAGCCACACCGCAGCCGUCGCAGCUUAGCGACGAGAUGUCAGAUGAAGAUAUCGCGCAGUUAAUCAAGGAUCACAAAGAACUUCGCGAGAAAUACACCAAGGUAAAGAAGUACUACUUUGAAAAAGAAGAUCAAGUCAAGCAGCUCCAGAACAGCCUUGCACAUCAACGCCUGUCACAGUCACGAACAUCCCUCGACGACAGCGAGUAUACCACCAGAUUCAAUCGCCUCGACGGCCUCAUCGCACAACUCGCGUUCAGCAUUCGAAAGAGCUGGAAGAGCAUUCCGCAGUGGUUGGUCAAUUCUGUCAACAGGGAUGCGGUUGCCACUGGCAAGCAAGAGAUGACAGCAGCCGGUCGUGCAUUCAUAUCAUGCUGGUUGGUGGAAGAAGUAUUCGACAAAUUCUUUCACCCUGACCUGGAACCGUCGCUGUCGUCGCAGCUCAAGACCAUUCAGAGAAACAUUCGAAAGUCUGCACCCAUCUCGCAGACUGCAGAGGAAGAGGAGUACCUGAUUUCCAAGGUCGUGAACUGGCGAUUGGCAACGCUCGAGGGACUGGGAGAAGCACUACGAUCACCAGCAUGCCCCGACAACCGACAAAAGCUCACCGAUACGCUCAAAGACGGCCUUGUCAGCGCACUUGCACUACACUUGCAAGACCCGCCGCCCUCAGAUUUGGAAGGCGGUGUGCACAUGAUCAUUGAGUUGGUCGUGAGCAUCGCUAUCCAUCUACCGCUCGAAAGCCGAGACGUGGUCAUUGAAUACUUUAUGCCCGGCUACAGCAUCAUGCCCGACCAGAUGAAAGUGGAGUCUGGCAUACCUCAGCUCAUCACGUCCGUUGCGGACGAUGCAGCAGAUCGAGUAUCGCUGAAGAGCGCCACGAGCGAUGUCACGGACAUGACUGAGAACAGUAACACCGACCAGCCAUCUAAGAAAAGGAGCAUGCUGAGCGCAUUGACAGGCACAGGCGGCAAAAGCAAGGCGCAAGGCAAACAUGCCGGCGCCGCUGGGAGCUCAAGCAGUCUGGGCAGGCCCGAAAGCUCGCAAGGCAUGAAAGAAGACGUACCGCCUCGAGUGCGCAUGGCUGCUGGCAUCGGCGUUUCUGUGCGAGGUCGAUCGGUGCUGGUCAAAGCCCCCGUGUUCAGCACUUGA